CAGGUGUUAGCAGUCACGUUAAUGAUGACACCUGUGCACUUCCUGCUUUCACAGUGGGAAAUGUUUCCUGUGAAAAAAUGACAGCAGCUGACUGAACAAAUCAGAACAUGUGAUGGGUCAGAACAGAACAACUCUGAUGAUACGUAACCAGGGCUGACGUCCACCAUGAGCCCGUUUCAUCCUGGAUACCAGGCUCGUCUGUGCUGUAUAAAGACUGACAGGGACACCUGGCCUCAGCACACCACCUGCACAUCACAGAGAGGAUGACGGCUGUGCAGGUCAUCAGAGUGAUGUUACCCUUCAUGUUGAGUUCCUUCCUGGGAGCCUCACCUUCCAUUUGGCCCCUGGCUCCUGCAGAGGCCUUCCAGCUGCCGCCCUGCCAGCUCAUCAACCAGACGGUGUCUCUUGAGAAGGAAGGAUGUCCCAAGUGUCACCCAGUGGAAACGACCAUCUGCAGUGGUCACUGCAUCACCAAGGACCCAGUGAUGAAGACCCGGUAUGUUUAUCAGCAUGUGUGCACGUACCGGGACUUGCACUACAAGACAUUUGAGCUUCCUGACUGUCCACUCGGUGUGGACCCGACCGUCACUUACCCCGUGGCCGUGAGCUGCAACUGUGGCCUCUGUGCUAUGGACACGUCUGACUGCACCUUUGAGAGCCUGCAGCCCAAUUUCUGCAUGAAUGACAUACCUUUCUACUACUAGUCUCAAGUAAUGACAGCAUAAAGCCCAUUAAAGUACACUGUAGAAACUGUGCAUCUAUUGUUGUCAAUAAAGAUUUGUGCAAAGAGUUA
Molecule: messenger RNA, 793 nt
Organism: Acanthopagrus latus (yellowfin seabream)
Lineage: Eukaryota; Metazoa; Chordata; Actinopteri; Spariformes; Sparidae
Gene: lhb
Product: luteinizing hormone subunit beta
Exons: 5
Coding region: 264-704 (146 amino acids)
Biological process (GO): G protein-coupled receptor signaling pathway; ovulation
Cellular component (GO): extracellular region; cytoplasm
Molecular function (GO): hormone activity
Source: RefSeq, a predicted model, not a curated record